Messenger RNA from Ictalurus furcatus (blue catfish), 4716 nucleotides. It is a transcript of the gene rnf5, whose product is annotated as ring finger protein 5. Gene Ontology annotation, biological process: ubiquitin-dependent protein catabolic process. Gene Ontology annotation, molecular function: metal ion binding; ubiquitin-like protein conjugating enzyme binding; ubiquitin protein ligase activity. The transcript is spliced from 6 exons. The record is from RefSeq and is a predicted model, not a curated record. Gene Ontology annotation, cellular component: endoplasmic reticulum. Bases 1321 to 1944 code for a protein of 207 amino acids. Lineage: Eukaryota; Metazoa; Chordata; Actinopteri; Siluriformes; Ictaluridae.
UGCUGACAAAAAAAAAAUCAGUAUUAUGUAUUAAUCCUAUUAUUUUAUUGCCAUAAUUUCAUAUUCAUACAUUUGUAUUGUUCUGUAAUGUCAUGCUUGUUUCAGAAUUUUUAUGUUUGUGUUUCUAUUUCUUUGAGCAUAAUAAAAGGUUGUUUACACAAAAAAAGUCCCCCAUUUGCAUAUGAAAUAAAUGAAAAUGUUCAUUCUUUUAGUGUAACGGAUUUAUUUUAAUUUACAUAAUAUGAUCAAUAACUAUAUUAUAAUGUAUCCAUAUCAGAUCAAAGCAUUUUAUUAUAAUUUGUAUACAUACAGUAUAAACAGCAUGUGAUGCUAAAUGCAUUUAUUGUAGAAUAUAUUAUUAAAUAAGGCAAAUGACGUUAUACCAAAGUGAAGGUAAACUUGUGGGAGCCCCUUUAAGGCCCUGGAUUAUCGACAGCGACAGCAGCAGAAUAUGGAUCCAGUACUGUAUCAGACUAUUCUGGAUUACAAAACUAAAGGCCAGUAUUCACCAAACAUUACAAAGAGAAAAAUUAAAACAGACGAAAGGCUUCAAAGUACAUUCUAGAAGGUGAGUGAAGGAUUUCUGGUUUAGCGUAAAUAUAAACCUUAACUUCAUUGUAUGUCUAUAUGCCAACUCUGUAAUGUUUCGUAUAUGUGCUGAUGUAAAUGUUUGUUAAACUAUAUUUCCUAGAUGGACCACUGUAGAGGUAAUCAAAACCGAAGUGGUUAGAGCCACAGAGGAGGCUAUCGCCAUUUUUAGGGAUUUUCAUGACAGCGGUGUUCACACUGGACACAAAGAAGAGACCAGAGAUGCCAAUUAGAAAAGGGUUUUCUGGCCUGGGAUGAUCUUGACCUGCUUUUAUACAUCCUGAUGGAGGUUUUAAUAAAUAUACUAAUACUAUACGUAUUAGUAUAGUAUUAUCAGGUGUGCAUUAUACCUGACACCUAGCCGAGCACUGUACAGUGGGUUAUGUGACUGUAAGUCAUUCCCUUCAAAUGAUAUUGAAGUUAGAAACGUGUAUAACAAUGUCGUAUGGAACUUUAGAGACGGCCCCUUAAUUUCCGCGAAUAUCGAACCUCCAACGUCACACCCACUUUAUUCCAGUUGGUAUUUUUCUGUAAUGUCGGGCUUGUGAAAGUGAAUUCCCUGGCUUUUUUGUUUGUUUGUUUGUUGUUUACCAAAUAAAACCCUCCCAUUUGCGCCGCUCCCUUUCCAAGACCGGAAGCGGAAGUUAGUUCACUGUCAGGUCAGGUGACGCAGCUGUGCGCAUUCCAAAGCUCGCUCGCGGAUAAGCUUGCAGAAAAGUAAAUAGGAGACUCAUGGAGGCCGCGGAUCCUCGGUCCUCGAGUGACGGCGCGCCGGCUAGCAGAGGAGGAUUCCCGGGUGGAGAGAGCAGCAGUGACCGGGACGGCGGACGGGCCGGAGGCAGUGGCGGAGAGGGCGAGCGGGAGCGGGCUAGCUUCGAGUGUAAUAUCUGCCUGGACACCGCCAGGGACGCCGUGAUCAGUCUGUGCGGACACCUGUUCUGCUGGCCAUGUCUCCAUCAGUGGUUGGAGACGAGGCCAAGUAGGCAGCAGUGCCCCGUGUGCAAAGCAGGAAUCAGCAGAGAUAAAGUCAUUCCUCUGUACGGCCGCGGCAGCACCAGCCAGGAGGACCCCAGAUUAAAAACUCCACCUCGACCUCAAGGACAGAGAACCGAGCCGGAGAGCAGAGGGUUUCAGGGUUUCGGCGAUACCGGGUUCCACAUGUCUUUCGGUAUCGGCGCUUUUCCUUUCGGCUUCUUCACCACGAUAUUCAACACCAAUGACCCGUUCCACAGACCAGAUCCUCACUACGCUGCAGAUCACCAAGGCAACGGGAACGGUAACAACGGCAACAACUGGCAGGACUCGCUCUUCCUCUUCCUCGCCAUCUUCUUCUUCUUCUGGAUGCUGAGUGUGUGAACGUGUGUGUGAGAGAAUGAGAGCGAGAGAUACUGGGAGAAAGAGAGAGAGAGAAGAUGUCAGGACUGACACACACACACACACACACACACACACACACACACAGCCGCAGAUUGUUGAUUGUUGAGAACAGUAUUAAAACACAGCAGGAGUUUAAUGGUGUUCCAUAAAAAUUAAUGAAGCAAGUGUGUGUAAAAAUGUCUCACACACACACGUGUACAUCAUCCCCCCUGUCUCAUGACUUCUGCUUCAUGCCAAAGAGAAUUCCUUGUCACACACUUUAGUACAUUUAGUGUAUGUAUAAAAAAAAAAGGUGUUAUUUAGCCCUUCUGGUUCAAAUCCGGAACCAUUGAAGGAUUACCGCCGUGCAGUGCAUUAUGGGUAUCUUGUACAUUAUAGGGAAACCAUGUGGACGUUUAUAGCCAGUAUCUGACAACGAGGGAUUAACACGGCCCCUUCAGCGUUGGGUGAAUUACAGUCUUGUACGGCAUCAUGGGUAAGCCACGCCUCCCACCGCUACCCGGUUACCAGGAGAAUCUUCAGCUUGAUCAAUCUGUGAGGUGCUACAUAACUAAAAGAAUCAAAACUAGCAUCUCCACUAUAAAUCGGUAGUUGCUCAGACAAGAUAAUCAGGGAUGACAUAAGGACUAUACAUUUUUCCAACUGGAAAGCCUUCCUGCAUUGCUGUUUCCUUCCUUAUGUGUUUAUAGCGUAACUUCACACUGUUGAGGCAGAAGCUCGUUAGUAAGUAAACGAGUAUCUAGCGAGCAACUAGAUGUUCUGCUAGAACACUGCGAGACAGGUACAUGUCGUGUUAUUAUUCUGCUGCCUGAGCGUAACGAAGAGUAAACGCUAAAUCCUUCUCUGUAGCUUUCUUGGGAACUAUUAUGACUAGCAGUGUGGCUGGUUUUGGGUUUCCAUGGUUUCCUCUCGUUUUCAUUGGCUGUCUUGCGUGAACAGUCUCAAGGCUGAGAAAAGCUUAAGGCAAGUGAAAUACAGGCACGAGGGCGGGGUUCAUAGUGUUCGGCAACGCUGUGUGAGAAAUAGUCAGGGAUUUAUUGUGAUAUGAUAAAGGUAACAGCAGUACAUGCCGGUUACGCGUCAGUAGUAGGCGUGUCUAUCUUUAAUUUACCGACGGUUGCUAUGGUUUCACGAGGCUAGUACGAUAUGGCUGUAAAAAUGCUGUAGCUACACAAUGUAUGCAAAAAGGGAGUGGCUUGUGUAUAAUUGACGUCUGUGUCAAAUGAACCAAUUGUGACUUUCUGUUUGAGUAGGUUAAAUGUUUUAAGCACUUUGAAGCGUGGCAAGUCUUGCUGAUUGGUUCAGGAACCGCGGCGAGUCUUGCUGAUUGGUUCAGGAACCGCAACUAUCAACGAGGAAAAAAGUACGACUCUUACUUAGUCGUUUGCAUAAAGUUAAACAUUUUCUGGUCGCUGGCCCCCUAAAAUCGCUAGCGAUUACCUUCUAAAAAUAGUUUUCUGCUGUGGGCGUGAAUCAUGGACGUCUCAAACUCCCUGAUGUGCAGUGAUGCUAAGCGGUAAUCAGGUCAACCACAAGAAAGUGUUAAGUCAGCUGCCAAUCAUUUCUAAUAGCGUUAGUAAGAGUAGCAUUAAAGACCUAGAGGUAAGGAGAUCUCGGUUCCAGUGUCUCUGCGUUGGCACGUACGUAGGAAACGAACGCUCGCCUGCCGCCUUGUGGCUUGUUCGUGUGAACGAAGGGUAACUUUGCACUGUUAUAGCCUGGUUCUUUAAUAGGUUCAUUAGCGGUUAACGUAUAAGAUUAGCACUGUACAUAAACAAACACGCUCUGAUAAACCCUAACUGAAUGCUGAUCACGUCUGAUCUGAUUUGCACACAGAAAUUAAAUAAUUACUACCAAGAACUCUCGGGUGUUAGCAUUUGGGACGGAGCCUUAAAAUGGCCGAUGUUAGUAGGUACGCUAACAAGGUUGUGAAGCUGUGUUUUGGGGCGGAGCUUAAAUUGUAUGACAUUGGUGUUCCGUCAGAAUUCUACUGUACAGUAUGAGUGUUUCAGUUUCACACUGUGACACGUGUUCUCCCAGUUGUUAACGUGUGUGUGUGUGUGUGUGUGUAAAUGUUUUGUCAUGAGAUUGAUUGACUAUUUCUGUACUCUUUUCUGUAAGAUUGUAGAUAUGACAUCAUGAUGAUGAGUUAUGGAGGAGGCGUAAGAAAUCAGAUACGGAGACCCAAAUUCUUUUUCUAAAGCACCCCCUUUUUGACUUCGCCUGAGAGUGAGCGCUCGCAGCACAACAGAGGGAGCGUGGAACAUCAGGACAAUGAGAACCAUGUUCCAGAGUUUUCCCACAAGAAUUCCAACCACAUUUCAGAUGUAUUCCAUUAGCUAGCUCAGAACACUUACCUGCUCGAUGUCUGAUGUUGUGACUAGCAUUCUGAGGAGGUUGGGGGGAUCAGUGCCGCUUUCAACCAUCCGCCAUUUUGUAAAAGAUAAUAUGAUAAUGUCGACUCAACUGAUUAACAGAAAAGGCAUUUAAAAUGGGCAUGCAGACUUGGUCAAGGGAAAGUGGACAAGGGUGUGUUAAAAUAACGCCUGGAAUGUGUGGUGGUGAUGAUGAUGACGAAGCUGUAGCUGUGUGUGUGUGACUGCGCGCUUUAUCUUGCUGUUGUAUUACUCGUCUUUUUGAUCUGAAUAAAAGGAGAAAUAUAUUUGUGUUAGGGGUUGUGGGCGGAGUUUUAAGUGGGGGCGGGGAUCUUUAUUGGAAGUCAGUGAAUAAAUGUUUCCUACUGUGGAUAAA